This is a messenger RNA of Alternaria rosae, 1227 nucleotides long. RefSeq lists its product as uncharacterized. Bases 1 to 1227 code for a protein of 408 amino acids. The transcript has a single exon. The record is from RefSeq and is a predicted model, not a curated record. NCBI's taxonomy places the organism in Eukaryota, Fungi, Ascomycota, Dothideomycetes, Pleosporales, Pleosporaceae.
AUGGCGCCAGCUACCGUCUCGACGCCGCAGAAGCGCAAGGCUUCACUCGCGCAAGCCUCAGCGUCCAAGCGCACACGAUCCGUCUCCAUCUCCGUCAAGGUCUCCCAUGAAGCAACGAACCACGAAGGCCCCAGCAGCCCAGGCCUCUAUAUCGUACCCAAGAAUCGACAAGCGCGUCUGGGUGGUUUACCGGAAGAGCUUGUCCUGGAGAUCAUGGAGGAUGUGAAAGAGAACGGCGGUGACAAGGCACUCUCGAUGCUGUGUCUCACGGAUAAGCGCUGCAAGCGAAUCGCAGAGGUGGUGUUGUACAAGAUUAUAGACGUCGAUGAAUCUGAGUCGGAAUGUGUCAGAGCAGCGGCGAUCGCUAGAAACGCUCUGCUCCCCAGGCAUGCUCGCUAUAUUGGUCUCGAUUUUUACGAAAAAUCAGUUGAGAGCGUCAAAAGGGAAACAUUCAUCAAGAUCCUUGCCAACGCACACGACGUCCGAUACAUUCGCUUGACAGAGUGGCGUGACCGGCCCACCAAACAUGAUGAGCUUGCGCACACCUUGGGAUGGUUGCAGACCCUGAACAGCGCUGUUGCGCGACCCGUCCUUGGCAAUGUCAAUCGAUUCGCUAAGCUUAAGGGCCUUACCAUCAUAGCCAGCAAUCUCUCGGUGGAUGAGCUUUCCUGUGUGUUCCGUCUUCCCUCUCUCGAAUCACUUACCCUCAGGGAGGUAUAUCAAACAACACCUUUCAAGAACUGGUCGGUUCCCGAGUCGAGCAGCUCCAUACGGAAACUUUGCCUGGACGACGCCAUGAUGGAUAUUUCUGCUCUUGCGCAAACGCUGCUCGCGGUCAAGGCCCUCCACAGCUUUGAGUACCACCGCAGUACCGAGAGGUGGGAGCCAUUCGCCGUAGAAGGCAAUCCUUUAUCAAUAUGGCCCAAGCAUUCCUGGAAACUCCUGGGUAAUGCGUUUAGGAGACACCAACACUCCUUAGAAGCAGUGUAUGCGACCGACGAUAGCGACAAAGACAUCCUAGACCUGGUGUAUCCUGACGGUCGAGAAAUUGAUACCCUGGGAUCUUUCCGAGACUUUCCGAGGCUAAAGUGUUGCCAUGUUCCGGUAGAGGCAUUCCUUGAUCCUAGGACUGGUGAAAGCGAUCUCUCAUUGUAUCUACCACCGCAAGUGGGAAAGGCUGGCACCAAGGUCGCGCCGAAGCGUCCAUGCUGUAAAUGCAGUUUUUGA